CUUGUCACUCUUUUAAGCUACGGCAGAUGCUCCUCAUACUAUGGGAAUAAAGGGACUAUUAGGAUUCUUAAAGUCCUCUCAAACUCCCUCCCACGUAGAGGAGUUUUCAGGUAAGACAUUAGGGGUUGAUGGGUAUGUUUGGCUACACAAAGGUGUGUUUACAUGUGCUCAUGAAUUGGCAUUUCAGAAAGACACAGAUAAAUACAUUAAAUAUGCAAUCCAUCAAGCUUUAAUGCUUCAAUAUUAUGGUGUGAAGCCAAUUGUUGUCUUCGAUGGAGGGCCUUUACCUUGCAAAGCACCUACUGAGCAAAAACGAAAAGAGCGCCGGGAAGAAGCUUUCAAAUUUGCAAAGAAGCUAUGGGAUGAAGGAAAGAGAAGCCAAGCUUUUACGCAAUUCUCCCACUGUGUCGAUGUCACGCCGGAAAUGGCCGCAAAAUUAAUAGCUGCACUGAAGGAACAUGGAAUUUCAUCAAUUGUAGCACCAUAUGAAGCAGAUUCCCAGCUUGUUUACUUGGAAAAAGAAAAGGUCAUUGAUGGCAUUAUAACUGAGGAUUCUGACAUGCUUGUUUUUGGUGCAAAAAGAGUCCUCUUCAAAAUGGAUGGGUUUGGAAACUGCGUUCAAAUACAACGUGAGGACCUCUUUAAAAAGCAAGAGGUAGAUUUAAGAAUGCUUUCUGAUGAAAAAUUUCGCCAUAUGUCCAUUUUUUCUGGGUGUGAUUAUACUGAUGGAAUCGCUGGAAUGGGCCUAAAAACUGCUUUACGCUAUAUUAUUCGAUAUCCAGAUCCUCGUGCUGCUAUCCGUGCGAUGCGCCUUGACAAAAGUCUGAAAGUACCGAUUGCUUUUGAGAAAGAAUUUUUAUUAGCAGACCUUGCUUUUCAGCAUCAGCGAGUUUAUUGCCCUAAGCUUAAACGUAUUGUGCAUAUGUCGCCAAUAUCUAGAGAGCUUUCCCCUGAAGAGGAUGCUUAUAUCGGUCCCUUCAUCGAAGACCAAAUAGCAAUUGCAAUUGCAGAGGGUAGAUUUGAUCCAGUGACCAAGUCUGCUUUUACCGAAAAGAAUACUAUGACAAACUUCAAUUCUCCCAGAAAAGAAAAUUAUACUGAAUCUACUAAAAGAAAGGGUAUCACUAAGACAGAUAUUUCUACCUUUUUUAUGGGAACGCGACCGCCAAAUAAGCGUCCAAAGAAAAUUGCUAGUAUGACUUGCAUUCCCAGUCAAGAAAGACCGAUGGAUAAGUUUCUACCGUCUCAAAAGCAAGAAUCUGUGGAUUCCCUGACGAAAGGUGAAGGUGGAAAUGAACAGAUGAAAACACCUCAACGGGAACCAUUGUCAUCGGUAAACACCGCUUCAGAACCACGCAGGUUUGACAAAUCUUUGUCAGACGUUAGCCAUUUGGUGAGGAAGAGCGAAAACAUUCCUCCAUUUACAGCACCAGGUGGAUGUAGCAAGUACUUUGCUCAAAAGCAGCCUGAUGAAAAGAAUGUCAUUAAUGAAAGAUCUUUAAAAGAUGAAAAAGAAAAUAUUUCCAUCGCUUCUCCUUCACCAGCUCCGAAAUCCUGGUUUUCUUCGUUUUCUUACGAGACUUCAACGACACCACGUCCCUCAACACCCUUAAGCAAAAUUGGCCAGAAUGCUCUAAAUCGAAAAGCUAAACGUUCAUUCUCUUUACAAUCACCAUCUACUGUGUCUUCAAAGCCAUCAUCCACCUCAUUACCUGAACGCCCUAAAGGGGUUUUGUCAUUGCAACAUUAUAAGUUUCGUUAAAUUUGGCAUGUCUUGCUAUCUACGUUCAUUUAUACCUUUCGUGUGUAACCAAACCAUCUUGUAAUUCUUUGUCAUUCUUUUCAAUGGUUUACUUUGGGUACUAAAAUAUUUAUAUAUCAUUUUUUCGAACGGUACUAGUUAGUUUAAGGAAUUAAAAUAACUUCAUGAAGAGUAGCAUCCGGAUAAAUCAUAAUUAUUGUACAAGUAAGAGAAAAAAAUAAAUUUAUUAUGAG
Schizosaccharomyces cryophilus OY26 is the source of this 1995-nucleotide messenger RNA. RefSeq names its product exonuclease I Exo1. Gene Ontology annotation, molecular function: 5'-3' DNA exonuclease activity; DNA binding; 5'-flap endonuclease activity. The transcript has a single exon. Bases 41 to 1762 code for a protein of 573 amino acids. Lineage: Eukaryota; Fungi; Ascomycota; Schizosaccharomycetes; Schizosaccharomycetales; Schizosaccharomycetaceae. Gene Ontology annotation, cellular component: nucleus. The record is from RefSeq and is a predicted model, not a curated record. Gene Ontology annotation, biological process: mismatch repair; DNA recombination; DNA double-strand break processing.